Messenger RNA from Emys orbicularis (European pond turtle), 1725 nucleotides. RefSeq names its product keratin, type I cytoskeletal 12-like. Gene Ontology annotation, cellular component: cytoskeleton. The record is from RefSeq and is a predicted model, not a curated record. Lineage: Eukaryota; Metazoa; Chordata; Testudines; Emydidae. Gene Ontology annotation, biological process: epithelial cell differentiation; intermediate filament organization. Bases 1 to 1725 code for a protein of 574 amino acids. Gene Ontology annotation, molecular function: structural molecule activity. The transcript has 12 exons.
AUGGACCAUGUCCACCAGCAUGGACCCCAGCCGCAGCAAGAUGACCUUCGCUACGACCUUGUAGUCCGUGCUGAGGAGCGAGACGGGACGCCGGUUCUUGCAACCAGGUUUCCUCCUCACAAAGCAGCAGCAGAUCUGUCUGAGUACCAAACAGUGCAACAUGUGGCUUUGCCGGAAGCUCUAGUAGUGGAUCACAUAUUUCUGGAGGUCAGAUGUGUGGUUUUGGCAGGAGAGCUAGUGGUGGAGUGUGGAAUUCUGGUGUUGGGAUGUGGGGCACAGGUGGAGCUUGGGGAGUCAGUUCUGGAUGGGAUGUGCAGUCUGUCCUUGAGCUACAUUUCUGCACUUUCAAAGCUUAGCUUUUACUUCAGCACCAUGUCUUACUUUGGUCUUGGAUCUAGGCAAAAUUCCUCCUGCCGCAGUAGUGGUGCAUCUAUAAAAAUACCUAGUGGUGGAGUGUGUUGCUUGGGUGGAGGUUCUGGAGUGGUAAUGUAUGGGUCUGGGGGAGGCUGGGGUGCUGGUUCUGGAUGGUGUGGCAUUGGAAGUGGCGCAGGUGGGUCCUUUUAUAACUUCGGUUAUGGUGCUGUUGGUGCUACAGGCGGAGACGGUGGACUUCUCUCAGGUAGUGAAAAGGAAACCUUGCAGAACCUUAAUGACCGUUUGGCCUCCUACCUGGGCAAAGUAAAUGCUCUGGAAGAGGCAAAUACAGAGCUUGAACACAAAAUCAAGGACUGGUAUGAGAAAUUUGGACCACAUACUGAUGGAGGACCUCGCAACUACAGUAAAUACUAUGCUAUUAUUGAAAACCUUGGAAAUCAAAUCAUUGCUGCAACUGUUGACAAUGCCAGGAUCAUUCUGCAAAUUGACAAUGCCAGGCUGGCUGCUGAUGACUUCAGACUCAAAUAUGAGAAUGAGAUAUACCUUCACCAAAGUGUUGAAGCCGACAUCAGUGGUCUACGUAAAGUCCUGGACGAACUGACUCUUGCCAGGAAUGACCUGGAGAUGCAGACUAAAAACCUGAAUGAAGAGCAGGCUUACCUCAAGAAGAACCAUGAGGAGGAAAUGAAAAGUUUGCAAAGCACAAUCUCUAGUGAUGUUAAUGUAGAAAUUAAUGCUGCUCCAGGAAUUGAUCUCACUACACUUCUGAAUAAAAUGAGAGCCGAGUAUGAGGCCCUUGCUGAGCAAAAUCGGAAAGCCGCUGAAGCCUGGUUCAAUGAAAAGAGUAAAGAACUGAAUGUACAGAUCAACUUUAGUGCUGAGGAGACCAGUACCAACAAAAGUCAGAUUACUGAACUGAGACGCACUCUUCAAGCCUUGGAGAUAGAGCUGAAAUCCCAACUUGUUCUGAAACAAUCUCUUGAAGCCACCUUGACAGAGACAGAAGGUCGCUAUUGUGCACAGCUUUCAGAAAUACAAGUGGUGAUUAGCAGCGUGGAGACACAAGUGCAACAGAUAAGGGAUGACAUGGAAUGCCAGAAUUCAGAGUAUGAAUUACUCCUGGACAUCAAGAUUCAUCUGGAAAAUGAGAUUGAGGUUUACCGCCGCCUGCUAGAUGGAGAGGGAAGAAACUGCAGUUUUCAGCAAGCAUUCCAAUCUAAUGCACCGGGUGAUAUCAGCAAAGAACUAACGAAAAUCAGAGUGAUUAAAACAAUCAUUGAAGAGUUAGAUCAGCAUGGUAGAGUCACAUCAUCUAAGGUCCAGUCAGUUGAAGAGAAGCCAAUAAGAUAA